AUGGCUAGCUACCAAUACCUUAGCUAUGUAGAUCUGUACAAAAUUAAUAAUAUUAAUUUGGACCCCUUCACGGAAGUCUUCAAUGACAAAUUUUAUCUGAGGUAUAUUUACAAAUGGCCUCACAUGAAUAUUGUUACGAAAGAGAUGGAUGAUCAUAUAAGUGGUUACAUCAUAGGUAAAGAAGAAGGACUGGGGGAGAACUACCAUGGACAUGUGACGGCCUUGUCCAUUGAGGAGGACAGUCGCAGAACGGGCAAGGGUGUAGACCUAAUGAAUGAAUUUGAAAAAAUUUCAAGAGGUAUACACAUGGCUAACUUUGUGGACCUGUUUGUUCGCAUCACGAACGAGCCAGCUAUCACCAUGUAUGAAAAGCUCGGUUACAUUGUUAACGAAGAGAUCGUCAACUACUACUGUGGCAAUGAGAGUGCCCUGGACAUGCGCAAGUACCUGAACGUACCAGCGGGCGCCUGCGUGAAGUGA
Plasmodium fragile is the source of this 480-nucleotide messenger RNA. RefSeq lists its product as uncharacterized. The record is from RefSeq and is a predicted model, not a curated record. Bases 1 to 480 code for a protein of 159 amino acids. Gene Ontology annotation, cellular component: NatB complex. Gene Ontology annotation, biological process: N-terminal peptidyl-methionine acetylation. The transcript is spliced from 2 exons. Gene Ontology annotation, molecular function: protein-N-terminal amino-acid acetyltransferase activity. Lineage: Eukaryota; Apicomplexa; Aconoidasida; Haemosporida; Plasmodiidae.